This is a messenger RNA of Ixodes scapularis (black-legged tick), 456 nucleotides long. RefSeq lists its product as uncharacterized. Gene Ontology annotation, molecular function: nucleic acid binding. Lineage: Eukaryota; Metazoa; Arthropoda; Arachnida; Ixodida; Ixodidae. The record is from RefSeq and is a predicted model, not a curated record. Bases 1 to 456 code for a protein of 151 amino acids. The transcript has a single exon.
AUGUCUGGACUGACGACAGGGCUAAAGGUUGCUUCUGGAAAAGGUGAAAGAGUGAUUGUCACCCACGUAGGUAGUGACACUAGCUUCGUGACCGGCUGCCUGGACGUGCUCUGUGGGAAGAAAAAGGGAGACUACCACGAUGAAAUUGACUCGAACAGGUUUGAAGCAUGGUUUCUUCAUCUGCUGGACCACAUCGAGCCUAACAGCGUCAUUGUUAUAGACAACGCGCCAUACCACAGCAGAAAGGCUGAAGCUGUCCGCACAACUGCAACAAAGAAGGGCGAGAUCCAGCAGUGGCUCUCUUCCAAGAACCUAGACUGGACUGCCACAAUGAAGGAAAAAGACCUUCUGAGCAUCGUGGCAACGGUGAAGGAUCGCUACACAAAGUACAAAGUUGACGUCAUGGCUGCGGAUGCCGGACACACAGUGUUGAGGCUCGCACCGGACCAUUGCUAA